AUGGCAUGCCGGGAGGUCUUGGCUCGACAUGAGGCCGUGCUUCUACUCCAGGCAGCAAGGCAACUGCUCGAGGACGAGGACUACCGGUUUGGGGAGCUGCAGGAGAAUUUGGCAGGCACCGACGAUCUUUGUGGCGGGGUCCUGGCUGGCUGGCGGCCACCCUGGCUGGAGCAGGGUGUCAAGGGCAUGGACUUCAAUGAGAACAUGCUGCACGACUCGGCCACCCCGGUUCAGCACUGGGCCGCAGCACUGGGUGAGAUCAUCCACGAGCUCUGGCAGUGUGCCAGGGAGGCUGGCAUCGUCCUCGAAGCUGCUGACCGCCAGCCAUGCUUUGCUGUCGUCCUUCCAAGCACUGCUGCACGGGAUGUGAUCGAAAAGCUGGUGAGGCUUGGCGGGGGCGACGUGCUGGAGACGCAAGGCCCGCCGUCGAGAUCGGCGGUGCCCUUCUGCAGGCUCAUCCACUUGGCUGGGGCAUCCAAGAGAUUUGCAAGCGAUUCUGUCGACGGAAGCCCGAAAUCUCCGAACAUCGAAGAUGCCAGGGAGCGAACGUCGCAAGAGCUGGACAGUGCUGCUCCGGCUGCUUCCGACGAAUUGCUGAGGAAGCAAGCUCUGAUGGCAGUGCUUGGUGCAACUCCCGCCGUUGCGGUGUUUGCGCAUGAGAAAGGAAAGCCAGAAGCCCAGCCGGAGCCAGAGCGGUCAGAUGAGCCGGAGGCUGUCACGGAGGAGCCGAUCCGACCGAUCCCGGCAUGUGCCGGGGAGUUUCAGGCGGCCUUGCCGUCUGUGGCUUCGGGAGGGAGCCUCCCUUCGGAGAUCCGCUUCCUGCAUCUCAGCGUGCUCCAGGAGGUUACAGAUUCGCACGGCGAAGCGCCCGCCUUGAUCCUGGCAGUUAUGAAGUUGCUGGGCCAGGACGAGAUCUGGCAGAGAUUUACUGCCCUGGACGCCUUCUGUGAUGGUCUGCUGUCGCAGUGGGAGCCACCUUGGGUCUCAGAAGAUUUGGAGGGCGAAGACCGCCCGUCUGCGCGGCAGAUGAGCUUGGAGCGACUUGAAAGGGAGGAGGAGUCCACGGUCCAGGGCUGGGCCAUGGCCUUGGAUGGCUUCCUGUCCUUCCUGGCAAACCUGGCCGUGGCAGCGCGGGUCCAGCACGCUUUCGAGACUGAGGUAUGCACUCCGCACACGGUGGCAGCAGGCCAAGGGCGCGAAGGCGCUGAUGCUGCGCCUUCAGGCCCAUCUCUGGUCUCAGUCGUGGUGCCCGUCGUGGUCGUUCCGGAAGUUUUGACCGACUGGCAUUUGGAAGUCUUUGGACCCCUGUUGCGGGCUUUCAAGAUCUUCAUGCUCUCCGAGAAGGCUUGGCGAGCAGAUUUUCGCGGAGCCAGCAGCGUGCCCUUCUCCGUGGAGGCGAGCUCCCGCAUUGUCUGA
This is a messenger RNA of Symbiodinium sp. CCMP2592, 1416 nucleotides long. The record is from the annotation of a GenBank genome assembly. NCBI's taxonomy places the organism in Eukaryota, Dinophyceae, Suessiales, Symbiodiniaceae.